GCAUUUCUCUUACAAAAAUGAGUUUGACGUGCCAUAGCAUUGUUGACUCCUAAGUCCUAAUACUCCCCUAUCGACUCACCUUCAACGCAUCAUCUACAAAUCGUCUGCCGGAUUAUAUCACGGAGUUUGGAUUGCCGGAGUUGACGCGAUCCCGACUGUAGCACGGCAAUUCAGUGCCGGAUUCAAGAAUUUCGGGGUUUAACGGUGGAGAUCUGAUGGCGGACGGCGGAAACCCAUCUAGGUAUGUAAAGUUGACAAAGGAUCAGACGCCGGUCGAGGACAUCAAUCCCGGCGAGCUCAAUAUGCCCAUUGAUGUUCAUCAGUUAUCGGCUCGCAAGUGCAAUGAAUGUGGGCAGCCUUUACCUGAAAGUUUUGCACCCCCUGCUGAUGAGCCGUGGACAACAGGGAUCUUUGGAUGUACUGAAGAUAUGGAUAGUUGUUGGACAGGACUUUUUUGCCCCUGCGUCCUGUUUGGGCGUAACGUUGAGCAAUUGAGAGAUGAUACUCCUUGGAGCCGUGCCUGUAUUUGCCAUGCUGUUUUUGUGGAGGGAGGUAUUGCUCUUGCAGUAGCAACGGCGGCAUUAAAUGGCAUUGUGCUUGAUCCCAGGCAAGCCUUCCUUAUCUGUGAAGGCUUGGUCUUCAGUUGGUGGGUGUGUGGAAUAUAUACUGGGCUAUUUCGGCAAUCACUUCAAAAGAAGUAUCAUCUGAAGAAUUCCCCGUGUGACCCCUGCGCGGUGCACUGCUGCAUGCACUGGUGUGCCCUGUGCCAGGAGCAUAGAGAGAUGAAGGGACGUCUAUCCGACGAUAACGCCAUCACACCUAUGACCAUAGUCAACCCUCCACCUGUCCAAUACAUGACUCGCACUUCCGACGAUGCUGGUGGUGAUGGUGGUGGCCAUGGCCAUGGCCAUGAAUCCUCUGCUGCCGGCCACACAAACCUUGAGAUGCAACCUCUGUGAAAGCCUACACAGUUUCUAGUCUCCUCUCAGGAACAGACUUGUUUGAAAAAGGACCAAAAGGUACUACUGAGUAGUACUAUACCAGUAAUAUACUUACUACAAAAGACCAUUGAGUUGCUCUUUUGGUGGUAAUAUCAGCUAUUUUUCAUGCUUAUAUACUCCUUCCUCCUGCAUAUAACAUUUCAAAUUUUUUUAGUCAAAUUGAAUAACUUUAAGACCACGUU
Molecule: messenger RNA, 1183 nt
Organism: Cuscuta campestris
Lineage: Eukaryota; Viridiplantae; Streptophyta; Magnoliopsida; Solanales; Convolvulaceae
Source: the annotation of a GenBank genome assembly